Drosophila santomea is the source of this 4209-nucleotide messenger RNA. RefSeq lists its product as uncharacterized. NCBI's taxonomy places the organism in Eukaryota, Metazoa, Arthropoda, Insecta, Diptera, Drosophilidae. The transcript has 3 exons. The record is from RefSeq and is a predicted model, not a curated record. The coding region runs from base 1 to 1689 and encodes 562 amino acids.
AUGCAAUCUGAGUGCCAGAUUAACGGAUGCCGGAGGAUGCAUCAUCGUCUGCUAUAUGGCGCGGACGAAGAGCGAAGGCCGCAGCAACGAGGUGGUUUCAGACGCCACGGAGGGAACCAGCAACCAGUUCCCAGACGCAGCCCGGCCAGGAUGCCUUCGCGACGAGAUGGUCACAGGGACCAAGAAGGAAACCAGCAGCCAGCGGUUUUCAAAAACAACCUGGGGAGAAGUGCUCCGCGUGAAGCGGGACUGCCCACCCAAAGGAACCUAAGCUGCAUUGACCCUGAAGGAGGACGCCUACUGCCCGUUACGCUAUACGGAGCCGGUCGGAGGGUGGAUACAUAUGCGCUCCUGGACGAAGGAUCCUCGGUCACGAUGAUCGAUGACGAGCUGCGAAGGGAUCUUGGAGUACAAGGAGAGCGUCGGCAGCUUAACAUCCAAUGGUUCGGAGGUAGGGAAGCCAGAGAGCCUACCAACGUGGUGAGCCUGCAGAUAAGUGGAGUCGGUAAGACCACUCGCCACGCAUUAAAAAACGUUUAUGCCGUUUCAAGCCUGAGUCUGCCGAUGCAGACAUUAAGUCGACAGGAUGUCCAGGGAGUGCAGAGAGAUGCGCGUCUGCCGAUGAAGCCUUACAGCAACGCAGUGGCGAAGUUGCUCAUCGGUCUGGAUCAUGGACAUCUCGGAUUGCCACUUAGAACGAGGCGGUUCUCUAGAGAGGGACCGUACGCGGCCGCAACCGACCUGGGCUGGGUUGUGUUCGGGCCUGUAAGUGGGCAAUCGACCAUGCCAUCGCCGAGGUCCUGCCUACUCGCCGUGUCAGUGGACGACACAAUGGAGCAAAUGGUGGAGGACUACUUCGACGUGGAGAACUUUGGAGUGAAGCCCGCGCCACAGGUCGCAGCUAGCGACGAUGUUCGGGCCCAAAGGAUCCUCGAAGACACCACGGUGAAAGUGGGGCGUCGCUACCAGACAGGAUUGCUCUGGAAGGACGACCACGUUGUACUGCCACAGAGCUACAAGAUGGCGUACAAGAGGCUGGUCAACGUUGAGAGGAAAUUGAAGCGCAACAAGCCGUUAGCGCAAGAAUAUGACCGGAUCAUCAAGGAUUAUGUACUUAAAGGAUGUGCGAGAAUGUUGCAGCCGGAUGAGGUCGCGGUAAGGAGCGAUCGACUUUGGUAUUGCCCAUACUUUGGUGUCGAAGACCCUAACAAGCCCGGCAAGGUGCGGCUUGUGUUCGAUGCUGCAGCCAAAGUUGGAGGAACAUCGUUGAAUUCGGCGCUGGACAAAGGGCCUCAGCACUAUAAGCCUUUGCCAGCUGUGCUCUUCCACUUCAGAGAGGGAGCAGUCGGAGUCUGCGGUGACAUUAAGGAGAUGUUCCACCUAGUUCUGAUCCGACCCGAGGAUAGAUGUUCCCAACUAUUCCUCUGGAGAGAUGGCGACGACGACAGAGAUCCAGACGUCUACGAGAUGGACGUAAUGACCUUUGGAGCAGCAUGCUCGCCGAGUGCUGCACAUUAUGUCAAGACUGUGAAUGCCCUGAAGUUUCGGGAUUCGGAUCCGAGAGCAGUCAAGGCCAUCACCGACUACCACUAUGUCGAUGAUUAUGUGGACAGUUUCGCUACAGAGAGCGAGGCUAUCAGCGUAUCUACCCGUGUGAAGGAGAUACACGCGUAUGCUGGAUUCGAGUAGUGCCAGUUUUCAUCCAGCUCGCCCACCGUGGAGACGGCUUUAGGACCUGGACGAGUCAAGAGCGUCGGAUGGGGUGAGGCUGAAAAGAAGAUCCUCGGAACGCGUUGGCAAGUAGCAACGGAUGACUUCAGGUUUAACGUGGAGUAUCAUCGAGUGUCCCUACGAAAAGGGAAUAUUUGAGCCUGGUGAUGUCGACGUUUGAUCCCCUGGGAUUCCUGUGCUGCCUCAUGAUUACAGCGAAGCUGCUGCUGCGGGAGAUCUGGAGGCAGAAGAUCCAGUGGGACGAACCACUAGCGAAGGCUCUUCCGACUUGUCUUAGAGAGAUGGACGCCGUGGGACAUUUUCGAUGUCCUCUCCACUACUUCGGACCUAGUUCUAUGGACGGACUCGAAGACGGUGCUGAGGUGGAUCGGCAGCACGCACCGCCGUUAUAAGCAGUUUGUCGGCAACCGAGUGGCGGAGAUUCUGGAUUCGUCGAAGGUUUCUCAGUGGAGAUGGGUGCCUACAGCCGACAAUGCUGCGGAUGAUGCGACGCGGUCUCAGAGAGGAGUCGACCUUAGCCAGGAAUCAAGGUGGCUAAGAGGACCUGCGUUUUUAAGGCAGCCAGCAGCCAGCUGGCCGGAGCCUGAGCAAGUAAUUGAACGCGUUCCAGAUGUGCCGGAUGAAGAAGAGAUGCCCAGUGAGUUUGCGGCAAACAAUUUCGUACUCCCGUUUCAGAAAUUCUCGAGCUUCAAUCGCCUGGUGAGGACCACAGCCUGGGUCUUACGGUUUGCGCGCCGGUGCCGCAAACAGAAAGGCGAUCUCGAGGAAUACGGCCUUACUGCAGCAGACUGUGAGGUCGCAGUGAACCUGUUGGUCAGACAGGCACAACUAAAGUCGUUCCCCGACGAGAUAAGGUCGGCAGAAGCUGGAAAGGACGUCGCUAGCUCGAACGACAUUCGAGGGUUGGUGCCCUACUUGUACGAACAUGGGAUUCUACGAGCCUACGGCAGAACGUAUUCCUGCGUAAUUGCGAUCAGGAACUUCGUCUGCCUUAGAGAGCCACUACAUAGACUGCGCAGCGAUAACAGGGAAGCCAUACGCUUUGCAUGCCGUACAGUGCGAGGAGGCCCAUCAUACUGUCACACAGGCACAGUCUGACGGAGCUGAUUGUGCGACACUUCCACGCCAGAAUGAUGCAUCAAAACGUCGAUGCUACAAUUGCGGACGAGAUUCUGGGUUACGAAGAUAAGGCGUGUGAUGAGGUGUGUUAUCUCAUCGGGCAACGAGUGCAAGUUGCAGCGAGCUCGGCCGAUGCUGCCAAUAAUGGGACCCCAUCCAGAAGACAGAUUGGAUGCGGGUGGAUGGCCAUUCAAGUACACUGGAGUGGACUACUUUGGGCCACUGUUGGUGACUGUGUCCCGUCACAAGGAGAAGCGUUGGGUCGCCUUGUUUACGUGCUUGACGACAAGGGCGAUUCAUCUGGAGUUGGCGCAUGACCUGUCGACGUAUUCCUGCGUAAUUGCGAUCAGGAACUUCGUCUGCCUUAGAGAGCCACUACAUAGACUGCGCAGCGAUAACAGGGAAGCCAUACGCUUUGGUGACGUGUUCGAGAUGGAGAAGAUUCAGAGUGAGUUGUUAGCCGUAAAAAUUUCCAUUUUUCAUUAUCGCGCGAAAGCUUGGAGGACACACUGCGAAUAAAACGAGCCUACAUCCACGGAAUAGUCUGCCCUUUCUUUCGGGAUCCAUGGUGGAGUAGCCGCUUAAAGGCAACUCAGUUCGCGCGACGAUAUCAUAGUUUUCAAUGUUUUAGAUAUUUAUCGCCUUGUGCCCAUCACUUUUGCUACUCACUUUUGCACAUCACUUAUAUGAAAUAUCAGUGAAGUGAAGGCAUAUACAAUGUCGAGACAUACAAUGUCGAGUUCAACAAUAAAAUUGUUGAAUUUGCAUGCUGCCGCGAAUGCAAGAACGUAAUUGCAUAUGCACCUAGGCAUGGAACGGGCAAUUGGAAUUGUGUUUUGGCGACAAAUGAAAAUGCCAACCAACCCAGAAUUGAUUCGCUUUCAUUAUUUGCCAAAAAACGGUGCCCAGUCGUGUGAUGAAAAUUCUGGAGAGAAAACAGCUCGCAUUGGUUGGAAAAGAUCUACAUUCGUUUUCCGUAACUGAAGGCAAUGGCGUUCGCGACUAUGGCCAAGAGCUUUUGGAUAUUGGAUCAGUGUAUGGCAAAUUGGACUUCGCUGAUUUAGUCACAUCGCGCAAAACGUUGUCAUCUACAAUUAUGAGCCGAGAGUACGAAAGCCUAAAAAGUGAAGUGCGGUCCAAAAUAAAAGGUCAACAGUUGGCAUUUACAACAGAUAUGUGGACGGACGACGACACGCAAAAAAAACUUCAUUUCGCUGACGGCUCACUACGUGGAUAAGUCAUUUAAGCUGCAAGUGGCUUUGCUAAGGAUAAAAGAGUUCACAGAUGAUAAGAAGACAGACGAGAAUAUCCUCAAUAUCGUUAAGGAAAUUUUGGUAGAGUAAAGUUCGGAUUCUAAAA